CGGCUGCGGUUCCUAUAGGAACGGAGGCGAGCGCGGCCUCCUGCCCGCGGAGCCGCCUCAGGGCCUGAGCCCCUGGCACCAGGUAAUUAUUUCAAGAUGCCUGGGGGUUCAGUGAUUUCGUUCAACUGUGUGGAUUCUUCUCUAUCGUCUCUGAAAAACUGCCAGUCAUACAUAAACACUGGGAUGGAUAUUGCUACUAAUGUUGCUCUUGACCUUGUGGAAAAUCGCAAUGAUGUAGAGGAGGUUAACAGUAUGGAAAGUGUGAUGUUAGAAUAUGCUGCAAUGGACAGAGAGCUAAACCAUUAUAUGCAAGCAGUUGAAGCUACAGUACAUCAGAUAAAACGAGACAAACCAGAAAAUAUACCAGAUCUAAAAGAUUUAGUAAAAGAAAAAUUCACUGCAUUGGAAAGCAAAAACGAUGACUCAGAUUUGAAAAGAAAUGAAAAAUAUAUACAUUUUAUGGAACAGCUUAAAAGAAUGAGAAAACAGUUUGGUCCCCGGACAGAUACUGAUGCAAAUGAGUCCAUUGAACAAAUAGAUGAAGAUAUAGCAGUGACUCAAAGUCAGAUGAACUUUAUUUGUCCUAUCACACAGAUGGAAAUGCAGAAGCCAGUUCGAAAUAAAGUCUGUGGCCAUACCUAUGAAGAAGAAGCCAUUCUAAAAAUUAUACAGCGUCGAGAAAAUCAAAAGAAAAAGGCACGCUGCCCUAAAAUUGGCUGUAGCCAUUUAGAUGUUAAGAGAUCAGAUCUUGUGCCAGAUAAAGCAUCUAAAAGAGCGAUUGACAGUCAGAAUAAACAAGCCCGAUCAAUGCCGUAGAAGUCAGCUGGACACACUGUUACCACAAAGAAAAUUUGUUAUUGGAGGUCUUGUGAGAUAAGCUGCUGAUUGUAAGCAGGUUGUGUAACUGAUUGUUAUUUGAAGUGUUUCAUUUGAAGGCAAAGUUGAAGGUGUCAGCUAUAACUGAAAGCAUUUCUUAAACUGCCAAGUGUGAAGCAUUCCAGAUUAACUUGUUUGUUUUUCUUCCUGAACCUCUAAAAUGUUGCAUUUUAUAAAUAAAAUGUAUA
Messenger RNA from Emys orbicularis (European pond turtle), 1064 nucleotides. RefSeq names its product NSE2 (MMS21) homolog, SMC5-SMC6 complex SUMO ligase (gene NSMCE2). Gene Ontology annotation, biological process: protein sumoylation; double-strand break repair via homologous recombination. NCBI's taxonomy places the organism in Eukaryota, Metazoa, Chordata, Testudines, Emydidae. The transcript is spliced from 7 exons. Gene Ontology annotation, cellular component: Smc5-Smc6 complex; nucleus. The record is from RefSeq and is a predicted model, not a curated record. Bases 97 to 816 code for a protein of 239 amino acids. Gene Ontology annotation, molecular function: SUMO ligase activity; zinc ion binding.